Molecule: messenger RNA, 1562 nt
Organism: Gossypium raimondii (Peruvian cotton)
Lineage: Eukaryota; Viridiplantae; Streptophyta; Magnoliopsida; Malvales; Malvaceae
Product: sphinganine C4-monooxygenase 2
Exons: 2
Coding region: 103-951 (282 amino acids)
Biological process (GO): lipid biosynthetic process
Molecular function (GO): iron ion binding; oxidoreductase activity
Source: RefSeq, a predicted model, not a curated record
AUGUGAGAAAAUUUGUAGCAAGUAUAGAAGCCGCAUUUAAUUGGGUUUCACAGUGAAUUCAAAGGCCAUCUCAUCAUCCAUCUGUUUCGCAAUUAUAAGUUGAUGAGUGGCAGUUCCAAGGCCAUUAAUUUCCUUGCUGUUUCUUCUUCUUCUUCCUCCCAUUUGUGUAGUACAAAGAUGGCUUUGGCAAUAUCUGAUGAAUUGCUGGCAACUUUUGUUCCGAUCGUUGUUUAUUGGAUUUAUUCAGCUUUCUACAUGUCUUUUGGGUCCUUCGACAACUACAGAUUGCAUUCAAAGAAAGACGAGGAAGAUAAGAAUUUGGUGUCCAAAGCAAAUGUCAUAAAAAAUGUCCUUUUCCAGCAAACCAUUCAGUCUACUCUUGCCAUCGUUUUGUACAGGGUGAUAGGAAAUGAAGGUGGAGGUGCUUCCAAAAGCCAACCAAAUUCCAUAACAGUUAUGGCAGGACAGUUUAUAAUAGCAAUGUUUGUAUUGGAUACAUGGCAAUAUUUUAUGCAUAGAUACUUCCACCACAAGAAGUUCUUAUACCGACACUUCCAUUCUCAUCACCAUAAACUUGUGGUUCCCUACGCAUUUGGAGCAAUAUACAAUCACCCAUUGGAGGCGUUUGUCUUUGACAUAAUUGGUGGUGCCUUGUCGUAUUCAAUCUCUGGCAUGUCUCCAAGAACUUCCAUGUAUUUCUUCAGCUUUGCCACCAUUAAAUCAGUGGAUGACCAUUGCGGGGUAUGGCUUCCUGGAAACUUGUUCCACAUCUUCUUUAACAACAAUUCGGCUUACCAUGAUGUUCAUCAUUAUUUAUAUGGAGGCAAAUAUAAUUUCUCUCAACCAUUCUUCGUCAUGUGGGAUAGAAUUAUGGGAACAUACAUGCCUUAUUCUCUUGAAAAGAGAGCCGAAGGAGGUUUUGAAGCUAGACCUAUUAAAAGAGCAAAAUGAUGAUAUACAAUUGCUAGUAAUGUAAUUGGGAGCACCCUUUGCUUAUUCUUCUUUUUCCACUCCAAAUGAUUGUAUGUGAUAUGUACAUUCUUAUAUUUCCUAAAAGAAUCAAAAUUUGCCUUACUUUUGAUACUGUCCAAAAGUUAAUUUGUAUUUGAGAAGGAAGGGGGAAGUAUACAAGAGAGGUUUGCAAUCUGCAGAAUUUGUAGGUCUGGUUUUUCUUUUUUAAAGUAUAGAUAAGAAAUUUAUUUAAAAAAGACCUCAAAGAGGUUAGAACGUAAAAAUAUGUUAAAAGGUGGCUUUCAUGCAAACCAUUUAGAUCGAGCCAUGCAAGUUACAGCUGCUGAACAUGCUGCUAUUUUGUUGUUUAAUUGAUGUUUUUCUACUUAGUUACAUUUGAAAUAAGUAUGUAAUGUAUUUAGUGUAAUUUGGUGCUGAUGGAUUUGAUAAAUUAGCUUAACCAAGUGUGCAAGAAAUGUUUUAUUAGUUUCAAGACAUGCUAGUGGAGUUAGGUGUGUUUAGGUGACAUCUUUUGUAAUUUUUCAGACAAGUUAAUCACUUGUUUUAUAUGUAAUGUUUUGUUUUCAUCAAUGUAUGAAUCUUUUAGAAAA